UAAGCUCUUCAUUACUUGGAUUGCAGUAUUUGACUUAUCUGGACUUAAGUUUGAAUAACUUUUCCGGCAAAUCCUUCCCCAAUUUUGUUGGCUCACUCAAUAGAUUACAACAUCUCAAUCUUUCAUAUACCUUUAUAGCCGGAACCAUUCCACAACAGUUAGGAAAUCUCUCAGGAUUGAUUUCUCUUGAUCUCUUUGGGAAUUAUGAUCUGACGGAGACACAUAAUCUUGAUUGGUUAACUCAUUUUCCAUCUUUACAAUACUUGGACCUAAGCAUGGUUAACCUCAGCCAGGUAGUCAAUUGGCCCAAUAAGGUUCUGAUGCUCCCUUCUUUGAUACACUUGAGUCUAAGUGAUUGCCGUCUGAUCUCCACAACGACUUCUCAAUUACUUUCCAUGAUCAAUGCUAAUUCCUCAUCACAACUUAUAUUCCUUGAUCUCUCUUGGAAUUAUGAUCUGAUGGAGACACAUAAUCUUGAUUGGUUAACUCAUUUUUCAUCUUUACAAUACUUGGACCUAAGCAGGGUUAACCUCAGCCAGGUAGUCAAUUGGCCCAAUAAGGUUCUGAUGCUCCCUUCUUUGAUACACUUGAGUCUAAGUGAUUGCAGUCUGAUCUCCACAACGACUCCUCAGUUUCUUUCCAUCAAUGCUAAUUCCUCAUCACAACUUCUAUUCCUUGAUCUCUCUGAGAAUUAUGAUCUGAUGGAACCACAUAAUCUUGAUUGGUUAACUCAUUUUUCAUCUUUACAAUACUUGGACCUAAACGGGGUUAACCUCAGCCAGGUAGUCAAUUGGCCCAAUAAGGUUCUGAUGCUCCCUUCUUUGAUACAUUUGAGUCUAAGUGAUUGCAGUCUGAUCUCCACAACGACUCCUCAGUUGCUUUCCAUCAAUGCUAAUUCAUCAUCACAACUUCUAUUUCUAGAUCUUUCUUACAAUCAUGAUCUAAGGGAACCACAUAAUCUUGAUUGGUUAACUCAUUUUUCAUCUUUACAAUACUUGGACCUAAACGGGGUUAACCUCAGCCAGGUAGUCAAUUGGCCCAAUAAGGUUCUGAUGCUCCCUUCUUUGAUACAUUUGAGUCUAAGUGAUUGCAGUCUGAUCUCCACAACGACUCCUCAGUUGCUUUCCAUCAAUGCUAAUUCAUCAUCACAACUUCUAUUUCUAGAUCUUUCUUACAAUUAUCUCACCAACUCAGUAUUUCAUUGGUUGUUCAACGCCACCAUAAGUUCUCUUCGAACACUAAAUCUUGCUGAAAAUCAACUUGUUGGUGGCAUUCCAAAAUAUUUUUGGAAUUUAUGCGCCUUAGAGUAUUUGACUCUUUCGUAUAACAAUCUCAAUGGAAGUCUUUACGAAUUUAUGAGUAAUGAGUCAAGUUGCUUGGUGGACUCCUUGCAGGAUUUUCAUAUAAGCAACAAUAGAUUCAUAGGAUCAUUGCCCGAGAGUAUUGGAAACCUAUCCAAUCUUCAAACGUUGGAUGUUGCUCAAAAUUCCCUCACUGGGGUCAUCACUGAAGCCCAUUUUUCAAAUCUCACCAAACUGAAAAUGUUAUAUUUAUAUUCCAACUCCUUGAUUUUGAGAUUCAGCUACAAUUGGGUUCCACCAUUCCAACUGUAUUCUAUUUAUUUGAGCUCUUGCAAAUUGGGAUCAGCUUUCCCAAAGUGGCUUCAAAGUCAAAAGAAUUAUUAUCAGCUUUAUAUUUCUGAUGCUGGGAUUUCUGACAUUAUCCCUGCUUGGUUUUGGAACUUCCCUCCGAGGUUAACCUAUUUAGAUAUGUCCAACAACCAGCUGCAUGGAAACUUGCCAGACUUGUCAUCAUCCAGACUUGAUGAUUUUGCUAGUAUAGAUUUAAGCGCCAACCGUUUUGACGGUUCAAUACCACUUUUUCCACUGAAUAUGGCAUCACUAGACCUAUCGAAUAAUAGGUUUUCUGGGCCAGUUUCCUUCCUAUGUAAGCUCAAUACUCCAAUGUUAUUGGAGUCUUUAAAUCUCUCAAACAAUACACUGUCUGGAGAGCUUCCAGAUUGCUGGACGUAUAUUCGUGACUUGAUUGUUCUUAAUUUGGCCAACAACAAUUUCUAUGGAAAAAUACCAGACUCAAUCAGCUCCCUAGAAUCUCUUCAAUUUUUGCAUUUAAGCAACAAUGGAUUUGUUGGAAAUAUGCCGAUGUCCCUUCAGAAUUGUAGCGAGUUGAUAACUAUUGACUUGGGAGCAAAUAACUUGUUCGGAAUGGUACCUCCAUGGAUUGGAAACAAUCUACCAAAUUUGGUUAUUCUUAACCUACGAUCUAAUCAGCUUUAUGGAAGGUUGCCUUUAAGCCUAUGUCGUCUAUCUCAUAUUCAAAUCUUGGACCUUUCUUUAAACAAGAUCGAGGGAACUAUUCCAGAAUGUAUCUACAAUUUGACUGCAAUGUCACAUACAAUGGAUACAAUUUCAAGUGCCAUAUAUGCAGAUAAUAUUUCAAGAGGAUCUUAUACAGACUAUGCAUCCUUGGUAUGGAAAGGAAGAGAGCUUGUGUUCAAAAAUUCGUUGAGACUUGUGAAGAUGAUUGAUCUUUCAAAUAACAAAUUAUAUGGAGAGAUUCCAGAAGGAAUUACUAAUCUUAUAGAACUAGUUGCCUUGAAUUUAUCGAGAAACAACUUAUCUGGAUUAAUUACUCCGAAGAUCGGUUUAUUGAGAAAUUUGCAGUCUCUUGAUUUAUCUGGAAACCAACUUUAUGGUGAAAUCCCAAUGAGCAUUUCCAACUUAAAUUUUCUUAGUCAAUUGGACUUGUCCGCCAACAACUUAUCUGGCAAAAUCCCAACAGGAACUCAAAUACAGAGCCUUGAUGCUUCUGCAUUUUUGGGAAAUCCUAAACUAUGUGGCUCUCCCCUUCCAAACAAGUGUCCAGAAGAUCUUCAUCCAAAUUACAUUAACACUCAGGGCCACAAGAAGGAAAAUGAUGAUGAUGGAUUUAUAACUAAAGGAUUUUAUGUUGCUGCAACUCUUGGAUUCAUUGUUGGAUUUUGGGGGGUGUGUUGCAUUUCAGUGCUAAACAUACGGUAUAUAAUGAAGCGUCUCAUUUCCAAUGUUCGAAUGAUAUUAGCAUAGGCUACACGUGGCAGCAGCUCUAUGUAUGCUCAGUUUGUAGUAAAGUUCAACUUUAAGUGAUCCAGCUAGCAGGAGACAACUACAUCAUUUCAAUAAGCUAGUCAUGCUACUAUAUACAGCAUCAAGAUCAUUUUGUUUUUUUUUUUUUAGUGGAUUAGUUGUACUUUUUUUUGGUUCGAUAUAUUGUAUCAAUCAAAGACAAUUAUUGUAUCUUAGACCAAUUAUUUCAAAGUAUUUUCAAUAGAUAACCACUUUUUAUAUUAUAUAAUUGAUCAAUCCUGCAUAUUAGUUAAGAUUUGACACUUCGAUUAUAAAACACUAUAUGUGGAUUUUGUCGACAUUAUAUCUAUUAUAUAUAUAAACACGAAUGUUAAAUAAACAAUAUUUUCGUCUAAUAUUUUUUUUUUCAAUUUUACCCCAGCUUUUAUAUUUGCUUUCCCUUACUGUCCUUCAUUUCCGUUUUCCAGUUUUCCACUGUCCGUACUUCUAUAAUUUUACUCUUCUUUUGCCGACUAUUGAUCUUUCUCCGUCAUUCGUUUUCUUUUAUUCCAAUUUUUACGUUUAUAUCCCUCGGUUUUAUUGGCAUAUUUACGGAUUUGCACUUACUUUUAUUAUGUUCUUCACAUAACUGACUUACUUUUUGAUCUUUUUCUUUGUCAUGCUUAUCCUUCUGUUUUGUCUAUUUAUCCACCGCCUUCAAAUACAAUUUUUGGUCUUCUUAAACCUACAGUUCUAUCUAUUUACCAAAAUCUCUGAAAUCUUUGUUAUCUGCUUCUUACGGUUUGCAUCGUCUGGUAUGAUUUCUUAUUUUCCUUCUUUCUAAGUUAAAUUUUUUUGAUAGCUUAUUACAUAAUUUGCUCGUAGAGCACUUAGAUGUAAAAAAAAAAUUACAUAGGAGGAACAUUACAAGGCCAGGCAAGAACAAAGUCGAACAACAGGAACAAUUGAAAUUGUUUGUUGUUCACCGCUCUUAUUUGUUAUUCAAGUUUGCAUUUGUAUGUCCAUUUCUGUGUUAUAUCAGAGGAUGCUUACUGUAAACCUAUACAAUAUCCCUGAAAAAACAAAGUAAAAGUAAGAUCCUCAUAUAUGAAACAAUAUUACAAUGACACGUGGAAAAGAAAUGAAAUCAAAAACUGUUGUACAUGUGUAGAUAUCUGAAGAGAUUUGUUAAACUCGGAAGAAAACUCGCACCGAAAGAAAAAAGAUCAAUAUAGAUCGAAAAAUAUUAAGUUUUUCAAAACCCAUUUUAUUCAUGUACAGAUCACAUCCAAAGAAAUAUGAUAAAAUAUCCUAAAACAAGAGAAAAGUAUAUAUAAAAACAGAAAUAAGAAUAUAAGAAUAUUUUCAAAUCUGAAGAAAAGAACAAACCGAAACAACAGGAACAAUCGUAAAAAAAAUUGCCAAACUAAGCUCACCAGUGUUAUUUGUUGUUCAAUCUUCGAUUUCUAUAUCUUUUACUGUCUCCAUUACUGUGUUACAUAAGAUGUUGCUAACUGGUGACAUUUUCAAAAAUUAAUAUACAAACACAAAUAAUAAUAAAAAACAAGUUUCAAAAAAAAAAAAAAAAA
Messenger RNA from Juglans regia (Persian walnut), 4654 nucleotides. Its product is annotated as receptor-like protein EIX2. The transcript has 2 exons. Gene Ontology annotation, molecular function: protein binding. The record is from RefSeq and is a predicted model, not a curated record. Lineage: Eukaryota; Viridiplantae; Streptophyta; Magnoliopsida; Fagales; Juglandaceae. The coding region runs from base 276 to 3086 and encodes 936 amino acids.